AUGGUUCUUGGCCCAGAAGAGUAUGAAGAAAAGAGAAUGCUUAACAGUGCAAGCACAGUCCUUGCCGCAUGGUGUGCCUUGAUCAAAGAAGCUGACCUUAUGGUUUUAAGGGACAAGAGGCAGGAAGAGCCGACUUCAGACGAUAAAUCGAGGCUUCGAUUUCGCAACUACAAUGCCAAACCACCUUCUUCAUCCAUUAGUGUUUUUGAAAUCUCUAAAUGGGUUUGGUCUAACCUGGCAGCGGAACAUGGCCUCUCAAAGGAAAUCACAUUUGAGAAGCUGGAAGCAACAGCUGAAGAUGCUAUCAUCAUUCUUCGAACUCUAUGGGAGCGUGCAGCCGAGUUAGAAAUCGAUAUGAAAAUGCGGAUUGCGUUUCAUGCCAAUGUUCUCCUCUCAGCGAUGGGUGGCUUCCAGCCUAGUACUCUCGGAAAGGUUCGCUACAGAGAUAUUCUACUCUCUGUGAUGCGAAAUCCAGCAGAUACCAAGAUGCUGAAGCAUGCUUCAACUAUCACAAUCCUGAGGAACAAGCUUAAGAAUUCGCUUCAUAUCAAGAGUAAAUGUCAUCUUAUUGUUGCGUGCGCUAUACAAGAUGAUGCAUUUGAGGCUAGUUACACAAAUGCGGAUGAGUUCUUGAAUAUGCCAGCGCUCGGCAAUGUUGACUAUAUUGAGUUGCCAUGGAAAGAGAAGAAACUGGACGACUUCAUCUUCUAG
Molecule: messenger RNA, 711 nt
Organism: Westerdykella ornata
Lineage: Eukaryota; Fungi; Ascomycota; Dothideomycetes; Pleosporales; Sporormiaceae
Exons: 3
Coding region: 1-711 (236 amino acids)
Source: RefSeq, a predicted model, not a curated record